This is a messenger RNA of Ambispora gerdemannii, 1242 nucleotides long. NCBI's taxonomy places the organism in Eukaryota, Fungi, Glomeromycota, Glomeromycetes, Archaeosporales, Ambisporaceae. The record is from the annotation of a GenBank genome assembly.
AUGGGCGGUGGUGGUCAAGUAGAUGUAGAAGUUGCAUCGAAUGCAAACGUAGCAUUAUACACUCUAUUCUCAGUCGGAGGUCUCAUCGCAGGAGGAAUUGUAAAUAUCAUUGGGCCAAGAAUAGCGAUGGCUAUAGGCGCUAGUACUUAUGCAUUAUAUGCCGGUUCUUUAUUGAGUUAUAAUCAUAAUCAAAACAGAGGAUUUGUUAUUUCUGCUGGAGCAAUACUUGGAUUUGGCGCAGCAUUGGUAUGGACCGGUCAAGGUGCAAUCUUAACUUCAUAUCCUUCAGAACGGAAUAAAGGAAAAUAUAUUGGAAUUUUCUGGGCAAUAUUCAAUACGGGAGCUGUUCUAGGUUCCAUCCUUCCACUCGCUCUAAACUGGCAUUCGACAGCUGGAUCAGUCAAUGACGGGACUUAUAUUGGAUUCCUUAUUUUGAUGAUUUUUGGAUCACUUUCAGCUCUUGCACUUCUUCCACCAAGCCGAGUAUUCCAUACGGAUGGACAUCCAGUACAAGUUCAAAAGUUCCCAACAUGGAAAACUGAAAGCGCUGAAAUAAUUAAAUUGUUCUUGGAUUGGAAGAUGAUUGCUUUAUCGCCGAUGUUUUUGGCUAGUAAUUGGUUUUAUGCUUACCAGUUCAACGACGUAAAUGCUGCCUACUUCAAUGUGCGAACACGUGCUUUCAACAAUCUAUGGUACUGGUUCUUUCAAAUUCUUGGCGCCACGGGGUUUGGAAUAUUUCUGGAUGCCGCAUUUCUAACGCGUCCCAAGCGAGCUCUUUACGGACUUGUCAUACUGUUUGCAUCCAUUAUGGUGACUUGGGCAGGAGGUCUUGCAUUUCAAUUAAAAUAUACAAGGAACGAUAAUAAAGAAGAUAAGGACAAGAGAGAUCUUUUUGAGUCUGGAUAUGUUGGCGAGUUGAUUUUAUAUUUGUCAUAUGGAUUGAACGAUGCGAUGUAUCAGUGUUAUGCAUAUUGGAUAAUGGGUGCAUUAACUAAUGAUCCGAGUAAAUUGUCGCGAUAUAAUGGUUUCUAUAAAGCAGUACAAUCGGCGGGUGCGGCAAUAUCAUGGCGAAUUGACGCUGUAGGGGCAUCAUUCAUCUCACAACUACUUGUAUGUUGGGCGUUACUCAUUGUAUCUAUACCUGGUAUGUUUGCUGUUGCUAGAAAAGUCCGAGACACGUGUUAUGAUUCGGAAGGGAUUGAUAACGAGGUAGUGACCGCUCGAACAGAGGAGAAAGAGUGA